Messenger RNA from Benincasa hispida (wax gourd), 3276 nucleotides. The record is from RefSeq and is a predicted model, not a curated record. Lineage: Eukaryota; Viridiplantae; Streptophyta; Magnoliopsida; Cucurbitales; Cucurbitaceae.
AUGGGAUCCCCAUUGUUCAUCCCUUUAAUAUUCUUUUUUCUGCCUCUUGUCUCCAGUAUAUCCUACACCGAGUUCAUAUACCCAAAUUUUUUGGCUUCCAACAUCAACUUUGCUGACAAUGGUGGUGCCUUCUUGUACUCUCGCAAUAAAACUUACAAGGCCGCAAUUAUCAACCCUCUGGCUCAAGAAAACAGCUUCUACUUUUGUGUUAUUCACGUGGCCUCCAACACAAUCAUCUGGUCUGCUAACCGCAAUGCUCCCAUAUCAAGCACUGGUAAUGUUAAUAUUACCGUUAAGGGAAUCUCCAUAACUGAUGUGGGUGGUAAUCUCAGAUGGUCAACUCCACAAUUACAGGCAGCGGUAUUUGCGUUGAGGCUAACCGAUAUAGGUAAUCUUGUCUUACUUGAUCGAUCAAAUGUCUCCCUUUGGGAGAGUUUCCGUUAUCCGACUGACACCAUUGUAAUUGGGCAAUCUUUGCCUGUUGGUACUGUUCUGCUCAGCUCAAUCUCAAAUUCAGACUUGUCAAGCAGUAAUUAUAGUUUUUCAGUUGCGUCAUCUGAUGCUCUGCUGCAAUGGUAUGGACAAAUCUAUUGGAAAUUGUCCAUGGAUCCAAAUGCUUUUAUAAACUCAAAUGCUGUAGUGGAACAUAUGAUUAUAAAUUCAACUGGUCUCUAUCUGUUGGCUCGUAACAGUUCUGUUGUUGUAAUUCAAGUCAUCUUACCCCGUUCCGACUUUAGAAUUGCUAAAUUGGAGUCUACAGGCCAAUUUAUUGUCAAGAGCUUUUCUAGUGCUGGUUGGAAACAAGAAUUCAUAGGACCAGUUGACAGUUGUCGAAUUCCGUUCUUUUGUGGUCAAGUUGGUCUUUGCAAUGAGGACAGUGCAACUGACAGCCCUAGUUGUUCUUGUUCAUCAAGUUUUCACCCAAUUCCACCAAGUUUGGGUGGCUGGGGCUGUAAACCAAUUGAUCAUUCCAUCGUUUUGGCUUCUCCUUGCAACGCCUCUAGCAGUGGAGAUGAGAUGAAAUCACCUGUCUUUUCCUAUUUGAGUUUAGGGUAUGGUAUAGGAUAUUUUGCAAUUGAUUUCUCUGAGCCGGCUAGAUAUGGAGUGAAUAUCUCAUCCUGCCAAGCUCUCUGUUCAAGGAAAUGCUCAUGUUUGGGCAUAUUCUAUGGAAAUACAUCAGGUUCUUGCUACAUGAUCAAGGACAGGUUAGGGUCAAUCAGACAAAGUAGUUCAUUUGUAAACAAUCUGCUGGGCUAUAUUAAAGUUCAAGUUGGUUCUAGUCCACCAAGCUUCAAUGAUGAAGAAAAACAAAAUUUUCCAGUGGCCGCUCUUAUUCUCUUGCCAAUUUCCGGGUUCCUCCUAUUGUUGUUAUUAACUCUAUAUUUCCUUUGGUGGAGGAGACGGUUAAUCUCAAAAAGAAUACAGACAAAAUUAGGCAGUGUUAGCUCACGUGCUUCUGUAGAAUUGGAUGCCUUUUUUCUUCCAGGUUUGCCUAGAAGGUUUUCUAUGGAAGAGCUGGAGGUUGCAACGGAUAAUUUUAAAGUCCAGAUAGGUUCUGGGGGUUUUGGUUCAGUUUUCAAAGGUGUACUUCAUGACAAAACUGUUGUGGCAGUGAAGAAAAUAACAAAUUUAGGCAUUGAAGGGAAAAAAGAAUUCUGCACUGAGAUUGCGAUCAUUGGGAACAUACACCAUACAAAUUUGGUCAAGUUGAAAGGGUUUUGUGCCCAAGGAAGAGAACGCCUUCUCGUAUACGAGUAUAUGAAUCGUGGUUCAUUAGACCGUACCCUUUUUGGCAAUGGACCAGUUCUAGAAUGGCAAGAGAGAUAUGAUAUAGCACUUGGGACUGCGCGUGGGCUUUCAUAUUUACAUAGAGGUUGUGAACAUAAAAUCAUCCAUUGUGAUGUCAAACCAGAAAAUAUUUUAUUGCACGACUCCUUUCAGGCAAAAAUAUCUGAUUUUGGUCUUUCAAAGCUCCUUGCACCUGAACAGUCAGGUCUAUUUACAACGAUGCGGGGCACUCGUGGUUAUCUUGCACCUGAAUGGCUCACUAAUUCAGCAAUUUCAGAAAAAACUGAUGUUUAUAGCUAUGGCAUGGUGCUAUUAGAAGUUGUAAGUGGGAGGAAAAAUUGCACAACACGAUCCCAUGACCAUAGCUUGGAUGGCAGUGAUAGUUCAGGUUGUCAAUCAUCAUCUUCAACAGGAUUAGGACUGGUUUAUUUUCCUUUAUUUGCAUUGGAGAUGCAUGAGCAAGGAAAGUACUUGGAGCUUGCUGAUCCACGGCUAGAGGGGCGUGUGACAUAUGAAGAAGUGAAAAAAUUAGUUUGCAUUGCUUUGUGCUGUGUUCAAGAGGAACCUGCACUAAGGCCUAGUAUGGAUACAGUAGUCAGCAUGUUGGAAGGUGGGAUUCCUUUAAGUCAGCCGAGAAAUGAGUCAUUGAAUUUCUUGCGCUUUUAUGGCCGUAGGUUCACCGAAGCUUCAACAAUAGAGGAGGAAGGGUACCAAAAUGGGUCAGUAACAUAUUCACCAGCAAAUGCUCUCCCUAGUUGUAUGAGUGGCUCAAACUACUUUUUUUCUUACAUGUCUUCGCAGCAGGUCUCAGGCCCAAGAUAGCACGUCUCAUUCUUAUUUGCACCUUCCAUAAACAACUGUCAGAGUUAUGUAAUGUAGACUUCCAUCUGUUAUGGCUAAAGAUGUGUAAUUUUACAUCUUGCUUAGUGGAAGUCAUUGGUUUUCAGUCUACAGCUCGUGUAAAGGCUUGUAGUCUUUUUCAAGUAAAUAAAACACAUACUUCUGCGGAAGGUCAUCAUUGAGCUUCUUCACAUGUACCAUACUCGCAUAUUCUGCAAAAUUUGAGAGGCUGUUCUACGAACCUGUUUUGUUACUCGUUAAACAGGUGGACAAAAGCCAUUUGAGCGGGUUUUCUUCAUUUUGUGAACGCACCUUAGUGGCUCUCUGUAUAAUGGCAGGUGAAAUUUGUACUCUUUCAAUACGCUGUUUUCUCGAGUUUAAAUGUCUCUGAAGAUAAAUGGAGAAGAUGGGAGAAUCUUUGGCCUCAAGGGAGGUAGAGCUACGCUUACUUUGAUGAAUAACAAGACAGAGAAGAGGCUUGAUCCAUGUACAAGGUGGAGUGUUAUAUUCUAUUAUCUGGUCAUGUCAUAUAGGUCCAAGUCGGACAUCCAAUUGUUUAUUAUACUAAAAAGAUGGACAAUCAAACCUAUUUCUCGAUUCAAUAGAAGCAACCCCAAUAUAUCUCACUAAUCCACAAGUUUAGAUUCU